AUGGCUGGUGGGGCGGCCUCGAUGAGUCCUACGAGCCCUGUCAGCUCCCGCCAUGGUCAUGGCCAUGGGAACAGCAAUGGCACCAACAAGCGCAAGAGGAGCAGCAUGGUUGGCAUUGAAAGUAGCCCAGGCAGUAAUCUUGACGAUCACGAUGCUGAGCAGGAGAAGAAGCGCCAGCCUGGCGUCAAAAGGGCCUGCAACGAGUGUCGACAGCAAAAGCUCCGAUGCGACGUGGUGCAAGACCCUUUCCAAAGUUGCUCUCGGUGCAAUCGCCUGAAACUAGAGUGCAAAAUUGAAUCAAACUUCAAGAGAGUAGGCAAAAGAUCCAAGCACGCCGAAAUGGAGAAGGAGAUCGAUCGACUGCGUCGCAGUCUUGCUCACGCAAAGUCUCAGGGCUUCACUCCAGAAGCAGAUGACGAUAUGGACUCUCCCAUUGCUGCGAGUAACCCUACCUAUACUCACACUCACACCCGAAAUCCUUCUUUAAUGGGUUCUGACGAAGCUGUCUCGUCCCUGCUUCAUCUCAAGCGCGGCGGGAACUACAACGUGCCACGAUAUUCACACGAACUAGAAAACGUCAAGCUAACGGAAGAAGAUGUCAACAACCUCUUCCGACAGUUCUGGGCUUUCUACCAUCAAUUCCUACCCUUCCUCAACCCUUCACAGGCACCUGAUCUCUUCUACCAACAGCAUCCCCUCCUCUUCUGGUCCAUUAUCUCUGUUGCUGCCCGACGAUACAAUCCACCAAGCACAAACGAUCUGCUCAACAAUCUCUCGGGACCUCUGACACGUUUCUUGUGGUCAACGAUAGGAGAAGUCCCGAGCAACUACUACGUGGUCAAGGCCAUGUGUCUGCUGUGCACAUGGCCACUACCCACAAGUACGACUUCGUCCGACCCUACGCACAUUUUGUGUGGAGUAAUGAUGAAAACAGCUACUGGAAUAGGUCUGCACCGGCCCAAUAAUAUCCAAGACUUUUCUAGGGUGUCGGUUGAGUUGAACAAGGAACAACUCAAUGACCGUGUGACAACGUGGGCGGUUUGUAACAUUGUUGCGCAGUCUGUUGGAACUGGCUACGGCCAGCCAGCAUCAACUCUUUAUGACUGGACUCUGGCCUCACGAGCCGGAGAAGAGAGUGCUUUCCAACUAUCACGAGAUUUAGAGGCGCGGCUACAGAUUGAGAGAUUCUGUGACAAGGUAUCGAAGGAGAUGUACAGCAACGCUAGCGAUCCCCGUGGCGUUGCAGGAGAUGAACACCGGGCAAUGCUGAUGCGUGUCUAUCGUCGAGAUUACGCAGAGUUGAAUGCUUCUAUCCUUUCACAGGGGCUGGGCCCCAUUGUCUCAUUGCAUCUCCGGGCAGCAGCUCUUCACAUGCGCUUGGCCGGUUUCUUCGAUUCCAGUAAGACCCCAGGCUAUAUGGAUGAUCUGAUGGGCCUAUGGCGAGCCACUGUCGCUUUUCUCGACGAAAUUCUCGAAGUUGAUCAAGCCACUAGUCCCCGGGACGGCGUCGGCGGACACUUACUUCUUCACUGCAGUAACUACAUCGGACAGAUGAUGGUUGCAGCCGGCUUUGCCCUUCUCAAGCUCAUGAGGUCGUUCUUUUCGAAGACUAUAGACUUCCAGCGAGGUCGAACCCUCUUUCAUCAGACGAUCCGGGCUAUCCGGGCUACCAGUGUUGUUCACAAUGAUCUUCAGUGGCGUUUGGCUGAACUCAUGGUGCAGAUGUGGAACGGCGCUCGACUCGAACACAAUCAACAUAACUUCAACAAUAACGACAACUCGCCGAUCCAGAUGGAUGACAGCCUCCAGCUCAAGGUUCGAUGUCGUCACAGCAUGAGCCUUGUAUUCGAUUCAGUCUGGAGGUGGAGGGAGGACUUCCAGGCAUCGGGGCGAGGUACUAUAGACUCUGCCAAACAACCGACAAAUCCAGAUUCGGCUAAUGAGUCUUCAGCAUCAUCAACACACAUGGACAGCACUCUCGUACCGUCUCACACCCUCCCGCCUUCGAGUCUGCUCAGUACCAACAACACUCACAACAGCAACCCCAACUCGAACGGCGCCCUGACACCGGGGGCCACGGGACUCUCAGCUGUAUCGUCAGCUCAUAGUAUGAUGGCUGGUGUCAGUUACGGAGAUGCGGCCAACUACGACUUCUUCGACCCCCAGCACUGGAUGUUGGACGGUCUACUUGACUUUAACUACUCAUACGUGCCUCCCUUGGAAGGCGCCUAG
Fusarium fujikuroi IMI 58289 is the source of this 2232-nucleotide messenger RNA. Its product is annotated as related to zinc finger transcription factor. NCBI's taxonomy places the organism in Eukaryota, Fungi, Ascomycota, Sordariomycetes, Hypocreales, Nectriaceae. Gene Ontology annotation, biological process: regulation of DNA-templated transcription. The transcript has 3 exons. Gene Ontology annotation, molecular function: DNA-binding transcription factor activity, RNA polymerase II-specific; zinc ion binding; transcription cis-regulatory region binding. The coding region runs from base 1 to 2232 and encodes 743 amino acids. Gene Ontology annotation, cellular component: nucleus. The record is from RefSeq and is a predicted model, not a curated record.